Symbiodinium necroappetens is the source of this 624-nucleotide messenger RNA. The record is from the annotation of a GenBank genome assembly. NCBI's taxonomy places the organism in Eukaryota, Dinophyceae, Suessiales, Symbiodiniaceae.
AUGCUCGUUGCGCAGGCCAGUGGCUCAUACCGCCAGAAGGAUAAGCAGCAGAGGGCUUUGGUUCAGAUCGAAGUGCAGACAGAUGGUCUUGCCAUCCUUGGCCCGGAAACGCUUCAAGCCAAGGAUGGACGCAUCCCACCAUCCAAACACGGGAACUUCAUAGCAAAGCCAUGUCUAACGAUUUUCCAAGCGGCCGCCUGCCCGCGCUUCGACGAAGGAGGGUGGGCUUAUUGGCUGAUUUUUUUGUCCACCUUGCGAUGUGUGGAGGAGGACGCAGAGGGAACCGAAAACACCGCUGCGUCACCCGGCAUCCAAACCGAAAGCGAGGAGGCUUCCAGCGCGAUCGUCGACGCCGACGGUGACGAUGCAGCCGAAGACGACCCAGGAGCUCUUGCCAUGGACGAGGGAUUGGACGUCUUCGUGCAGCGCAGCAGCGAGGCCUGGGUCAUCACUCCUCUGUCUGGGCACUUGCGCCUGGAAUUGAGGCCAAUGCCGGCGGAUGGCCUGCCGCCUGCAGGCAGUGAUGGUGUCAUCUGGCGUCUGGAUGACAAGGUUCUGGCUCAGGGCAUGGAGGAACAGUGGGAGGACGGUGAGGACUUUCCGUCGGCAGCGCGCCAAGACAAC